This is a messenger RNA of Falco peregrinus (peregrine falcon), 1917 nucleotides long. Its product is annotated as E3 ubiquitin-protein ligase KCMF1-like. Bases 423 to 1553 code for a protein of 376 amino acids. Lineage: Eukaryota; Metazoa; Chordata; Aves; Falconiformes; Falconidae. The transcript has 7 exons. Gene Ontology annotation, molecular function: zinc ion binding. Gene Ontology annotation, biological process: synaptic signaling. The record is from RefSeq and is a predicted model, not a curated record. Gene Ontology annotation, cellular component: plasma membrane.
AGAAACUGGGAGACAUUAAGCUUAGGACGGGAAAGAGCUGAAGGGUGCAAGAAGGAGUUAUUGUUCUUACAAUAACAGAAAAGGGAACAGAAGUGGGGACUCAGGAAGAGGGGUGUAGAUUAAAGCGGCGGAAGAGGAAGAGGGGCCUAAGAUUCACCGUAUCGCGGCGCCUGGGAAGUUAUUGCUGGUGGAUCCGCCCCUCUGAGGGAGGGAGAGGCAGGCUGGCUAGCCGGCCGGCGCCGCUGGAACAGAUAUCUCUUUGCUUCCUUCCUUCCCCCCUCCCCUCCCCCCCCCCUUCACCUUUUUGUUGCUUGUUCGCUUGGCGGUCAGUCCGUAAGGAGGGAGGGACCUAGGUUAAAGCGACGCCCGAGCAGCCUAGUAGGAGCCUAGGGACAGGCUCGGGCUGCAGCCUCAAAAUUAGGAUGUCCCGACAUGAAGGUGUCAGUUGUGAUGCAUGUUUAAAAGGAAAUUUUCGAGGUCGCAGAUACAAGUGUUUAAUUUGCUAUGAUUACGAUUUGUGUGCGACUUGUUAUGAAAGUGGUGCAACAACAACAAGGCAUACAACUGACCAUCCAAUGCAGUGCAUACUAACAAGAGUAGAUUUUGAUUUGUAUUAUGGUGGAGAAGCUUUCUCUGUAGAGCAGCCACAGUCCUUUACUUGUCCUUACUGUGGAAAGAUGGGUUAUACAGAAACAUCUCUUCAAGAACACGUUGCUUCUGAACACACAGAAACAUCAUCAGAGAUCUGUCCAAUAUGUGCAGCAUUACCUGGAGGGGAUCCGAAUCAUGUCACAGAUGACUUUGCAGCUCAUCUUACACUGGAACACAGAGCUCCUAGAGAUUUAGAUGAAUCUAGUGGUGUUCGGCACGUACGUAGAAUGUUUCACCCAGGCCGGGGUUUGGGAGGCCCCCGUGCACGUAGAUCAAACAUGCACUUUACUAGCAGCUCCACCGGUGGGCUUUCAUCUUCUCAGAGUUCAUAUUCUCCAAGCAAUAGAGAAACCAUGGAUCCUAUAGCUGAGCUUUUAUCUCAGUUAUCAGGUGUGAGACGUUCUGCAGGGCAGCUGAAUUCUUCUGGCCCUUCUGCUUCUCAGUUACAGCAGCUGCAGAUGCAACUGCAGUUGGAGCGACAGCAUGCACAGGCAGCAAGACAACAACUGGAGACUGCACGCAAUGCAACUAGACGCACUAACACAAGCAGCAUCCCCACCACUCUUACACAGUCUAUAGCAGCAACCAAUACAUCUAACACGGAAAACAAUCAGCAGACUAUACAGCAUUCCCAGUUUCUUCUUACGAGGUUGAAUGAUCCUAAGAUGUCAGAAGCAGAGCGUCAGUCAAAGGAAAGUGAACGGGCAGACCGCAGCUUGUUUGUUCAAGAGCUUCUACUGUCCACUUUGAUGCGGGAAGAAAGUUCCUCCUCAGAUGAGGAAGAACGGGGAGAGAUUGCUGAUUUUGGUGCUAUGGGCUGUGUAGAUAUUAUGCCUCUAGAUGUUGCUUUAGAAAACCUAAAUUUAAAAGAGAAUAGUAAAGGAAAUGAGCCUCCUCUUUGAUGGCAUCCCACUUUGCAGACAAUGUCCUCUGUGCUGUAUUUGCCAAUGAAAGUGGACAACAACUAUUUUGGGUUUGUUUUGGUGAUUGUAAUUUCAGGUCUGUCACUCUUGUUACGUUGUGUACAUUCAAAGGAAGAGAGAAAAGAUAUAUAUGAUAAUCAUUUCCACUUAACCAAUUUUUACUUUUAGCAGGUAAAUAUAGGUUGCAGAGAAAAAGCUCUGCGUCCUGUAGCUUGACGUGCAAAAAGCUCUCCUAAUACUCCACAUUCAAACUGAAGAGGAAAAAAUGAAAAAUCUCUAAUGAAGCUGCUGUGUGUAUUUAUGAAUAUUAAUGAAUAAAAAUUGCUUGGAUGGUUUACCUUAA